This is a messenger RNA of Acanthocheilonema viteae, 840 nucleotides long. NCBI's taxonomy places the organism in Eukaryota, Metazoa, Nematoda, Chromadorea, Rhabditida, Onchocercidae. The record is from the annotation of a GenBank genome assembly.
AUGAACAGUAUUAUGGAUGGUAAAAAAAUGGCAAUGGAUCUGUCUACAGCGACCAUUGAUGUUGCACAACAUUCUGACCGAUCUACUUUGCAAUCAUUCAUUAAAAAAAUUAAAAAUCAUAAUUUGUUUGAAGUGAAAUUAAAAAUUGAUACAUCACCAACUGAUGAAACAGACAAAAUAAUUUGGACACUUGAUAUACCUGAUGAAUCACCGCCUCCUUCAUCGACCAACCUAUUCAAAUGUUUACGCAAUAGUGAUACUGAUUUUUUACCUGAUGAUAAUGCGCAAUUUACUAUCGUAAAAAGCAACAGCUUAAGCCGUUCAAAAUCACUUCGACCAGCGCUACGAACACCUUCCACUCAUACAUUAAGAAUGCGUAAAACGGUGCAUUUCGCAGAUUCAUUUGGUUUGGAUCUUGUACAUCAGAAUUAUUAUGAAGCAGAUGAUUUAUCUAUUGAGUUACAAAAAUUUGGUGCAACAUAUCCUUCAUUAUUUACCAAAAUUAUCAAAUCUUCACGAAAUGUUAUGCUAAGUUUUGUAAAAUUUCAACAACGCACUGAUAUGGAAAUUAAUUAUUUGACACGCAUUCAAUCAGUAUGCUUACAGCAUGUUAAAUUCGUCGAUAUGAAUAUCAUUGGCACUAUAAAUGUUCUCAAUAUAUCAUAUGAAAAGCAGAUUGGUGCAACAUGUGAAUUUUGCAUACGUUAUAUGGUCAAUGGUAUUAUGUACUGGGACAACAGCCAGGGAAACAAUUAUAUUGUCCAGGCGGUAGAAAAAAUUGCUACAAAGAUGAAACCGAUAGCAAACUUAUUUAAAUCAACGGAUAAUGCUCAUAGUUAA